CUGAACUGUCAUUGCAUAAACACAGCAAAGCGAACUGUCAAAAUUCGAUUUACAUCCGGCUGUGCCGUCGUCUUCCUUUCCUUUUUACCUAUUUUGACAAGAUGGCGCGAGGUCCUAAGAAGCAUUUGAAGCGUUUAGCAGCACCCAAGGCAUGGAUGUUGGACAAAUUGGGAGGAGUGUUUGCUCCUCGUCCAUCCAGUGGCCCACACAAAUUGAGGGAAUCAUUGCCCUUGAUGAUUUUCUUGAGAAAUCGUCUAAAGUAUGCUUUGAACGGUGCUGAGGUAACCAAAAUUGUUAUGCAGCGUUUGAUUAAGGUUGACGGCAAAGUCCGUACCGACCCAACAUAUCCAGCUGGCUUCAUGGAUGUCAUCACCAUUGAAAAAACUGGAGAAUUCUUCCGUUUGGUGUACGAUGUUAAGGGACGUUUCACCAUCCACCGUAUUUCUGCUGAGGAAGCCAAGUACAAAUUGUGCAAGGUCCGCAAGACACAGCUCGGUGCCAAGGGUGUGCCAUUUGUUGUCACACACGAUGGCCGCACCAUCCGUUAUCCUGAUCCUCUCAUCAAGGCAAACGAUACUGUUCAAGUUGAUAUUGCCACCGGCAAAAUCACCGACUACAUCAAGUUCGAUUCGGGUAACCUCUGCAUGAUCACUGGAGGUAGAAAUUUGGGUCGUGUCGGUACCGUUGUCAACCGUGAAAGACAUCCUGGUUCCUUCGACAUCGUUCACGUUAAGGACUCGCAAGGUCAUGUGUUUGCCACCAGAUUGACAAACGUUUUCAUCAUCGGCAAGGGUAACAAGCCUUACAUUUCAUUGCCUAAGGGCAAGGGUGUUAAAUUGAGCAUUGCUGAGGAACGUGACAAGCGUUUGGCUGCCAAAACCCAUUAAAUAGUUAUUUAAGUCUGAUUUCUAACUGCAGAAAAUUAAUAAUUCAAAAUAAACGGAAAUCACUAUAGAAUAACCUA
Molecule: messenger RNA, 964 nt
Organism: Ceratitis capitata (Mediterranean fruit fly)
Lineage: Eukaryota; Metazoa; Arthropoda; Insecta; Diptera; Tephritidae
Gene: RpS4
Product: 40S ribosomal protein S4
Exons: 5
Coding region: 102-887 (261 amino acids)
Biological process (GO): translation
Cellular component (GO): ribosome; cytosolic small ribosomal subunit
Molecular function (GO): RNA binding; structural constituent of ribosome
Source: RefSeq, a predicted model, not a curated record